This is a messenger RNA of Phlebotomus argentipes, 883 nucleotides long. RefSeq names its product threonylcarbamoyl-AMP synthase (gene Tcs1). Gene Ontology annotation, cellular component: cytoplasm. Bases 1 to 744 code for a protein of 247 amino acids. NCBI's taxonomy places the organism in Eukaryota, Metazoa, Arthropoda, Insecta, Diptera, Psychodidae. Gene Ontology annotation, biological process: regulation of translational fidelity. Gene Ontology annotation, molecular function: double-stranded RNA binding; tRNA binding; nucleotidyltransferase activity. The transcript has a single exon. The record is from RefSeq and is a predicted model, not a curated record.
AUGUUCCGCUGCCUGGGGAGCUCGAGAUCCCCCCUCAAGUUCUGUGCUAAGAGACUUUUCCAUUCCGGGAGUGAAAUGCAAUCGCCACUCGUGCUGGUCAGCACGGCCAAUCCGAACGCCGUGCCGCUUGCCAGAGACUUGCUGGCGGCCGGCGAGGUAAUCGCUCUGCCCACCGAUACGGUAUACGGCCUGGCGUGCGACGCCAACAAUCCGGGUGCCAUCCAGAAGCUGUACCAAAUCAAGGGACGCGAGGAGAAGAAAGCUGUGGCCAUUUGCGUGGCAGAAAUAGACGACUUCCAUCGCUGGGGCGACGCUGCGCAUUUGCCACGCGAGAUGUUGAGCGAACUGCUACCCGGAGCCGUGACUCUGGUGGUGAACAAGUCGUCACGCCUAGACAAUCCCUUCCUCAAUCCCGGAUUCCAGCGCAUCGGUAUUCGCAUCCCCGACUGCGCCUUCAUCCGAGAGCUGUCGCGCGCUUUCCGGGCGCCCAUCGCGCUCACCAGCGCCAACAAGAGCAGUGAGCCCAGCUCUCUGGCCGUGGCGGAGUUCAGGGCACUGUGGCCACUGCUUGGCGCUGUGUUCGACGGCGGCCAGCUGGGUCUCACGGACGCGCAGCGCGCCGCCUCGACGGUCGUGGAUCUGUCCCAGGAGGGCAGAUACAUGGUGAUCCGCCGCGGAGUGGCCAUGGAGAACACAGAGAGUGUGCUGCAGAGGUACAAGUUCCGCGAGGAGGCGCAAGAGUGAGGAAAAUAUGCUUACGAGGAGUAACCAAAGCAACUCUCCGCAAAAGAGACAUCAGUUAACUGAUAACAAACAAUUCAAUGAGAAAUUGUGAGAAAUUGCCUCAUCAGAACGUUGUACAUUAAUAAAUCUAAGUUCAAUA